UUUCAGGAGAAGAAACGGUUAACAAUUUGUAAUAUUGCUCGUCAGUGGGAGAUACAGCAGAAUCGAAUAGCUCUUGUGGCUUCUUUAAACCAAGAUAAAGAUAACGAGCCCUGUCAGAUCAAUGGCAGUGCUACAUAUGUAUUUCCUGAAGAAAGCAGGUCUCUUGACACAAUAUUGAGCAGUGCAGUACAAGGCUUGUCUGUUCUCGAGUCUCAUUUGGUGGAAGUGGAAGGAGACACUCUUUGCUUGUAUGGUGCUGGAGCGCUGGAAUGCCUGGAUCGAAACUGGAAUGUUCAAACAGCUGGAAUUAUUGUCACAGUCUCCUUCAUAUUCAUAGAAUUUGAUGAAAUUGUUCAAGUGCUAACAAAGCUGAAGACAAAAUUUCCUAAUUUGGUGCACCUGAAGUUUAAGGAGACCAAUCUUGUGAUGUUGCAGCAAUUCAAUGCAUUAGCCCAGAUGCAUCGCAUUGAACAGUUGACAGUUGAUCAUCAGGGAAACCCAGUUGUCAACUUUUCUUUGUGGAAAUACUAUGUUCUGUUCAGACUGAACCGUUUUAAUCUACAGAAGAUAAAUGGAGUAAAGGUUACUGAAACUGAUAUUGUAAUGGCGGAAAGGCUCUUUGGCAUUCUGGCAUAUGUAGCGUCUUCUGAGCUGCCACAUUAUCGCAUGCUUUCGUUAUUUGGAGAAUCUAAGAGGAAGCAAUUCCAUUAUUUGCUGGAGGGAAAGGGAAAGAAAUCUGGGAUUGGGAGUGAGGAAAGUAGCGAUAACAGAAGAAAUGGAGGGGAAGGCACAACUCGAGCAACGUUGAAUUACAUGACAAAGGACUUGCAUAUGGAAAAGCUUGAGGAAAUCAAGGAAAGAAAAACAUUUUGCCAGACAUACGUCGAGAACUUAGUGAAAGAAGCAGCUGACAUCAAUAUGAAAAAUGAGUCGUUGCAGAAGCUCUGGCCUCAAAUGUUCAUUGAGCUUGUCAGAGAUGCAGUGAUAGAAAUACGCAAUAAAAAUUCCUACAUGAAACUCUGCUUGCAGCGGAUCACUGAUCAAAAACAGUAG
Messenger RNA from Leptosomus discolor (cuckoo roller), 1053 nucleotides. The record is from RefSeq and is a predicted model, not a curated record. NCBI's taxonomy places the organism in Eukaryota, Metazoa, Chordata, Aves, Leptosomiformes, Leptosomidae.